AUGCUUGGCAAGUUUGUAAAGGGCAAGUUUGGUGAACGCCGUUCUCCUCCUCCAGACAGGGAGGACGGUGUGGGGGAGGCUACGGCUGGGGUUGAGAUGGCGACGACGGCGACACGAAUCCUCCGCCUACGCCGUUUCUUGUCCAUCGACUCGUUCGUGUCCGCCGUCUCCACCGUGUCCACAGUGUCCACUGCUUCCUCGGCACAGUCUACCCCGAGCUCCCCCUCGUCCUCCCUACCCACUUGCAUCCCUGGUGAGGAACUCCCUUCUUCGGGCGGCGCGGACAGCUCCGACGACUGGAGCUGUCGCGAUCCAAUUACCCCAGCGGAUCUCGAAUCCAGCGCGCCAUCCGGACCUACGUCCAUUUCCGGACGACCUGCCGCGGCGAUCGGUCUUCCAGUAGGUGGGAGCGAGGGAGAGACUUCCGGGGCCGAAAAGAAAAGGGAAGAGUAUACCUAUGCCCUUUCGCCGCUCUGUCCUGCCCUCCUCUGCGCGGCGACCUCCAUUCUCCCGUCAUACAUCGACGCGGGUUUGGACUUCUUCACGGCCACCAGCACAAUCCUCGCCCACCCGACCUCUCCGCCUCCCAUCAAGGCCAUUCUUGUCAACGUCGGGGGGACGAUCGACCGGAUCAUCCGCCACGCCACGGUCAUCAUCGCCAUCGUCUGCAUUGGGGCGAACUGGCUCCUCGCCUUCCACCCGUGUUGCAAGGCCGGCUUCUUUAUCCCCCCGUUGGCGAAGGCGACGCUCCAGUUCUAUCCCCGCCGCCAUAAGCUACGUACGCUUCCUCCAGUCCCAGUAACCAACUGGAAUAUGUUGGGAGUGUACACUCUUCACAAUUGGGUGGAGAUGACCCGCUUCGCCCGCCACGCGGCUUACGGUCUCUCUCACCUGACUGUUGCUCUGGGUAUUCGCGUCCUCGCAGGGCUGGUCAACCACCUCGAACGGUGCUGGGUCGCACCCAGCCUCCCGACCCCAGCCACCCUUCCGCCCAACACCCCGCCAACCAUCACCGCCAUCUUGUCAUCCGCUGUCCCCACUCUCCCACCACCCACGUCCAUCUCCUCGCCCACCCCGCACGAGAUCUUGCAGUCCUACGAUGCCCACAUAUCGAAGAAAGCAAACGACCUCGCGUUGAAUCAGUACCAUCUGGGCGUCCAUGAUCGAGUCGCUCGCCGGUGGCGCUUCGUCGGCAAGAUCCCGGGCGGAAAAGCCUGGAUAUAUUGGCUGGACCGGGGGAAGACGUGCGAAAUUCUCGGUUUAUCGGGUCGUCUGGAUCCGAACACUCCUGAAGCCGAGCUGGCAAAGGAAGCGCGGAUGGCGCCGGUUCUUCUGGAUGCUUGGUGGGAACAGCAGAGGGCGGAGGCGGUGAAGGUGUUGAAGAGGGAACAUGAGGAGUGGGAUGCGGUGGUUGGGGUUCCGGUAGAGGAGGACGAGAUGCCGGAGAGUUGGGUUGCGCCGGUGUGGGAGUUUUAG
Cutaneotrichosporon cavernicola is the source of this 1476-nucleotide messenger RNA. RefSeq lists its product as uncharacterized. The coding region runs from base 1 to 1476 and encodes 491 amino acids. The transcript has a single exon. The record is from RefSeq and is a predicted model, not a curated record. NCBI's taxonomy places the organism in Eukaryota, Fungi, Basidiomycota, Tremellomycetes, Trichosporonales, Trichosporonaceae.